UUUUCGCGGCGGGGACGGACAAUGACACGGUCACCUGGAGGUGCUCUGGAUUCGGAGUCUCGUCUUGAACCGCUGCGACUUUGACACAGGAGCCGCUCAGACGGAGUCUCCAGGAGUUUUCCAGGAGUUUUCUAGGAGAGAGGAGUUUCAGAAUCAAACUCAAACCAAAUCAGGGACCGGUCAGAGACUGAGCUUCGACCAACUAACGAGGGAUAAGAAAAAGCAACAGCUCCACCAUGGAGGAGGACCAGUGCUACUACAACGAGACCAUCGCCUUCUUCUACAACCGCAGUGGCAAGUACCUUGCCACAGACUGGAACACGGUCAGUCGGCUGGUGAUGGGCCUGGGAAUCACCGUGUGCAUCUUCAUCAUGCUCGCCAACCUCCUGGUGAUGAUCGCCAUCUACGUGAACAGGAGAUUCCACUUCCCCAUCUACUACCUGAUGGCCAACCUGGCGGCCGCCGACUUCUUUGCUGGACUGGCCUACUUCUACUUGAUGUUCAACACGGGGCCAAACACGCGGCGUCUCACCGUUUCCACGUGGCUGCUGCGUCAGGGUUUGAUCGACACCAGCUUGACGGCGUCAGUGGCCAAUCUCUUAGCCAUCGCCAUCGAGCGCCAUAUCACCGUGUUCCGUAUGCAGCUGCACACACGCAUGAGCAACCGGCGUGUGGUGGUGGUGAUUGUCAUCAUCUGGACCAUGUCCAUAGUCAUGGGCGCCAUCCCCAGUGUGGGCUGGAACUGUAUCUGCAGUCUAAGGUCGUGUUCCAACAUGGCUCCACUCUACAGCAACUCCUACCUGGUGUUCUGGGCGGUCUUCAACCUGGUGACGUUCGUGGUCAUGGUCACACUCUACGCACACAUCUUCAUGUACGUGCGACAGAGGACCAUGAGGAUGUCACGGCACAGCUCUGGGAGCCGGCGGAAUCGGGAUACGAUGAUGUCGCUGCUAAAAACCGUAGCCAUCGUCCUAGGUGCCUUCAUCGUCUGCUGGACGCCCGGCCUCGUCAUCCUCCUCCUCGAUGUUUUCUGUGCCAGCUGUAACGUCCUCACCUACGAGAAAUUCUUCCUUCUUCUCGCCGAAUUCAACUCAGCCAUGAACCCCAUCAUCUACUCCUACAGGGACAAGGAGAUGAGCGCCACCUUCAGGCAGAUCCUGUGCUGCCAGCGACAGGAGAACGUGAACGGGACGGUGGCAGAAGGAUCGGACCGCUCGGCGUCGUCCAUUAACCACACGGUGCUGAGCGGCAGUGGAACGCAUCACCACCACCACAACAACGAACACUCGGUGGUAUGAGGGCG
Cynoglossus semilaevis (tongue sole) is the source of this 1303-nucleotide messenger RNA. It is a transcript of the gene lpar1, whose product is annotated as lysophosphatidic acid receptor 1. Bases 237 to 1298 code for a protein of 353 amino acids. NCBI's taxonomy places the organism in Eukaryota, Metazoa, Chordata, Actinopteri, Pleuronectiformes, Cynoglossidae. The transcript is spliced from 3 exons. The record is from RefSeq and is a predicted model, not a curated record. Gene Ontology annotation, cellular component: membrane. Gene Ontology annotation, biological process: G protein-coupled receptor signaling pathway. Gene Ontology annotation, molecular function: lysophosphatidic acid receptor activity.